Medicago truncatula (barrel medic) is the source of this 2014-nucleotide messenger RNA. RefSeq names its product probable amino acid permease 7. The transcript is spliced from 7 exons. The coding region runs from base 205 to 1602 and encodes 465 amino acids. The record is from RefSeq and is a predicted model, not a curated record. Lineage: Eukaryota; Viridiplantae; Streptophyta; Magnoliopsida; Fabales; Fabaceae.
AAGCGACUUAUACUUUCCACAUGCCAUUGUGUUGUGCAUUUGUAUUUUAACAAAACUCAUCUCACACAAUCACAAACCAAAGCCAAAUUCUCUCUGAAAGGAAAGAUCAAUCAAAAAAUCCGAUCCACCAAAAUCUAUUUUCAAAUCAAUAACAAAUUUUUGCGAUUGGGAUAAUUAGAUAAUCAAAAUCAAAUCUUCAUCAUCAUGAGUGGAAGAGAGUGUGAUGCAGAUGGUAGCACCCCAUUAUUGCAAACCCAAUAUGCAGAUAAUUCAUAUCAUGUCAAAAGAACUGGAACAGUAUGGACAGCAGUGGCACACAUAGUGACAGGAGUAAUAGGAUCAGGAGUGUUAUCAUUAGCAUGGAGCAUUGCACAAAUUGGAUGGAUUGCAGGACCAUUAGCAAUUAUUUUAUUUGCUUCUGUUACUCUUCUCUCUGCUUUUCUUCUCAGUGAUACUUAUCGUUCUCCUGAUCCUGAACUUGGCCCUAGGAGAAGCUCUUCUUACCUUGAUGCUGUUAAUAUUCAUAAGGGAGAAAAGAAUGGACGUCUCUGCGGUGUUUUUGUAAACAUAAGCUUAUAUGGUUUUGGAAUUGCUUAUAUCAUCACAGCAUCCAUCAGUAUAAGAGCAAUCCAAGACUCAAUCUGCUUCCAUAACAAAGGGAGUGAAAAAACAUGUGGAUAUGAUGAUACAUAUAACAUGCUUGUUUUUGGGGCUAUCCAAGUUGUUCUCUCGCAGAUACCUAAUUUCCAUAACAUCGAAUGGCUGUCUAUUGUUGCAGCAAUAAUGUCCUUUGCUUAUGCUUUCAUAGGAAUGGCACUUGCCAUUGUUAAAGUCAACGAAAAUGGACAUUUUGAGGGUAGCAUUCAAGGAAUGCCAACUUCAACUGGAACCGAAAAACUAUGGCUGGUUGCACAAUCACUUGGUGACAUAGCCUUCUCCUAUCCAUUCUCAGUAAUUCUUAUAGAAAUACAGGACACUUUGAAAUCACCUCCACCGGAAAACGUAACCAUGAGGAGGGCCUCAACAAUAUCAGUCAUAGUCACAACAUUUUUCUACCUCUGUUGUGGCUGUGCUGGUUAUGCAGCCUUUGGCAAUGAUACACCAGGAAAUCUUUUAACAGGGUUUGCAACUUAUAAGCUGUAUUGGCUUGUAGACUUCGCCAAUGCUUGUAUAGUUAUUCACCUAGUUGGUGCAUAUCAGGUGUAUAGCCAGCCACUUUAUGCAAAUGUUGAGACUUGGUGUCGAUUUAAUUUCCCAGACAGUGGAUUUGUGAAUAACUCGUACAACUUAAAACUCCCAUUACUGCCAAAUUUUCAACUCAGUCCUUUAAGGCUUUGUUUCCGUACACUAUAUGUUGCGUCGACGACCGUGAUUGCAAUGCUGUUUCCAUACUUCAAUCAGAUUUUGGGAGUUUUGGCUGGCAUAAUAUUUUAUCCAUUAACCAUAUAUUUCCCAGUGGAAAUGUAUAUCAGUAAGUGCAAUAUUGAUGCAUGGACAACCAAGUGGGUUUUGCUUAGGACUUUUAGCAUUGUUGGCUUUGUUGUGGGAUUGUUCACUCUCGUUGGAUCCAUUCAAGGGAUAAUAUCUGCAAAACAAAGCUGAGAAGCUUUAAGAGAACUUGAAAUUAAGUGAGGAAUCAGUGGUUUUGAAACCAAACACCAAACACAGGAGAGUGGCUUAUGGGUUACCCCCUUUUUUUGAUAGCAAACAUGUUACAUAUUCAUGGAGCAUAGAUGAAUUCAUGGUUUUGCCGUUCUGCUUGUUCAAGUCUUUUAGGACUGUAGCAGUAAUAAGUCUGAUUGAGUUGCACAUUUGUCUAUUGGAAUGAUUUUGAGGAACUAGUUAGUUUCACCUGUAAUAAUGUUGUAUUGGAGGGUACUAAGUUGGACUCAAAUUCCAUGCAUUUAGAAAAUCAGGCAUUUACAUACGUUAAUUUAUUUUGGCCAUCGAUUUGAGAUCGGUCGGCUCACAUUACAAAGUCACUAAAUCAUCUUUAAGUUAUCUUUAUCGUUGA